This is a messenger RNA of Thalassophryne amazonica, 1295 nucleotides long. RefSeq lists its product as uncharacterized. The transcript has 2 exons. The record is from RefSeq and is a predicted model, not a curated record. NCBI's taxonomy places the organism in Eukaryota, Metazoa, Chordata, Actinopteri, Batrachoidiformes, Batrachoididae. Bases 109 to 1260 code for a protein of 383 amino acids.
ACCCUGGACACAGUAAAGAAACAAUGCUGGAGUCAGCAUAUCACCUACCUUAUACAUGCGUACAAUUGUACAAAAAAUGAUGCCACUGGAUACUCACCAUAUUGUCUCAUGUUUGGAAGAGAAGCAAGGCUCCCCAUUGACAUCUGCUUUGGAAUUUCACCAAAUGGUGAAAGUGAAUCCUCCUACCAGCAAUAUGUUGCCAGAAUGAGGAAAGAGUUACAGAAAGCAUACCAAUUGGCAUCUGAUGCUGCCACAAAUAGUCAUCUGCGAAACAAAGCCUACUAUGACCAUCGAGUGAGAGAUUUGCCUUUGGAAAAAGGUGACAGAGUCCUCGUCCAGAAUGUUGGGCAAAAAGGCAAGCAUAAACUACAAGAUCGUUGGAAAUCGACACCGUAUGUUGUUGUGGAGAAAUUGUCUAACCUGCCAGUGUACAAGGUUAAACCAGAACUUGGUCCAGGUAUAGUCAAAACCUUGCAUCGAGACCAUCUAUUGCCCAUCGGUUACUUGGUCAGGAUGUCUAACCCUCCAGAUGUUGCAGGACCGACUCAGAGACCUGUCACCAGAUCACAACAUCCUCGGCCAUGUCCAAGAACUAAGCCUACUGAUCCAGUUGAAGAAAGUGACACUGUGUCAUCAGAUACAGAAUUUGAUACUGUCCAGAAUCCUCAAGGUUUUGUUGUGGAUGAGGUCAGGAAACAAAAUGCAUCACCAAACCAAGAUUCACGAGAGACUGAGAACCGUGAAAGCUCUGAAGAAGACAGUGAAGGCUCUGAAGAGGAGGAAAUUCAACCAGUUAUAGAAUCAGAGAGUGAAGGAUCUUCCAUAGGUGAUACAUCUGCUGUGAUGGAUUCUGAUGCCCAAGAGACAAAUUAUGAUUCUGUAGAAGAUCAGGUUUUAGAAGGGAGAGCAAACUCACCCUCUUCAACCCGAGUCAGAAGUGGAAAAUCAGUUAAAAGUGCAAGAAGUGGGAGUGAAAAGUCCUCCACUGUCCGAAAAUCUCAGAGAGAACCAAAACCAGCCAUGAGAUUGACCUGUGACAAACCUGGUUACCCAUCUAGUGAGCCAGUGACCAUAAUGCAUCAUGGUAUGGUCAUUCAACUCAAGCUAAACCCACCAGAUCAAACUGGCCCUGAAGCAAGACAAAAACCGAAAACGUCCAAAAGGAUGUCAGAGAAUGAACGAAAGAGUCACACGUCAAAGUUAAAGAGAGAGAAAAGGUGUGAUGAGGACAUCUACACAUUCAGAAGGGGGAGGGUGUAGCCCUGUCUAAAAUCACUGACUACAGAGCCUGAAAG